Drosophila grimshawi is the source of this 1775-nucleotide messenger RNA. RefSeq names its product proton-coupled amino acid transporter-like protein CG1139. The record is from RefSeq and is a predicted model, not a curated record. Lineage: Eukaryota; Metazoa; Arthropoda; Insecta; Diptera; Drosophilidae. Bases 307 to 1725 code for a protein of 472 amino acids. Gene Ontology annotation, cellular component: vacuolar membrane. Gene Ontology annotation, molecular function: amino acid transmembrane transporter activity. Gene Ontology annotation, biological process: amino acid transmembrane transport. The transcript is spliced from 7 exons.
UUAGCGCGCGGGCAACACGAUCACAUCGCUCAUUUUGAAUCAUUGAUCGCAGUCGUUAGAUUCAAUCUGACACCUGACGCGUCAAGGCGACUUUUCGUCUGUUUAUCAAUACUUUUAUCCUAAAUAUCAGGGGAAAAAAUAAAAAAAAAUAUUUAAAAAACAUAAAACCCUAUGCUGUUUGUGGAAAAUUCCAAUUAUUUUUAUUACUCAACCGUAACGACCAGCUUCAAUUGUGAUAAAAUAAAGUGGGCUUCCCAAUUCUGUUUUAACUUGGUUAAAUAACAAUCUGUUCUUAGGCCAAUCGCCAUGAGUAAAAAUGGACACAGCAAUACGGCGUUUGUCAGCGAUCAUGUGGACAACAUUAAGCAGCCGAGUAGCAACCAAUACUCGCUGGAGCUCGCUGAGAAGGGUGGCAACAACAACAUCAAGUCGUCCAAAAAUCCCGACUACAAUCCCUACGAGCAUCGCGAGGUGCCGCAUCCAACAACCAAUUGGGAAACAUUAUUUCAUCUGCUGAAGGGCUCUCUGGGCACAGGUAUUUUGGCCAUGCCAAAUGCCUUCCGGAAUUCCGGUUACGUAACGGGUUCCAUAGGCACCAUUAUGAUCGGUUUUAUAUGCACUUACUGCAUACAUCAGCUCGUUAAGGCCGAGCUUGAGCUGUGCCGGCGCAAGAAGAUGCCCAGUAUGAACUACCCAGCUGUGGCGGAGAAUGCGCUCAGCGAAGGUCCCUCAUUCUUUAAGGCAUGUGCCCCAUACAUUGGUACCGUAGUGAAUGUAUUUCUGCUGAUCUACCAGCUGGGCACCUGCUGUGUCUAUGUUGUCUUUGUUGCGUCUAACAUCAAGUCCAUUGUGGAUGCCGUCUAUGAGACGAAUGUAGAUGUGCGUCUGUGCAUGAUCAUCAUUUUGAUACCGUUGAUACUUAUUAACUGGGUGCGACAGCUCAAGUACCUGGCACCAUUCUCCACGCUGGCCAAUUUCAUUACUAUGAUAUCCUUUGCGAUUAUCUGCUACUAUAUAUUCCGUGACCCCGUUUCAACUGAGGGCAGGGAUGCCAUUGGCAAGUUGGAGAAUUUUCCGCUGUUCUUUGGAACUGUUCUAUUCGCACUGGAGGCCAUUGGUGUCAUUUUACCGCUAGAGAAUGAGAUGAAAAAUCCACACAAAUUUGGCGGUUCCUGUGGUGUUCUGAACGUGUCUAUGAUAAUGAUUGUAUUCCUGUAUGUGGGCAUGGGCUUAUUUGGAUAUCUCAACUAUGGUGCCGGCGUGCUGGGCUCCAUCACCUUAAAUCUGCCGGAACAUGAAAUUCCGGCUCAGUGCGUCAAGGGCAUGCUAGCGUUUGCCAUCUACAUCACACACGGCUUGGCCUGCUAUGUGGCUAUUGACAUCACCUGGAAUGAUUAUGUGGGCAAGAAACUGGGCCCGCAGCGCAAUAAACUAUUCUGGGAGUAUGCGGUACGCACGGGUCUUGUGCUGAUCACUUUUCUUCUGGCCGUGGCUAUACCCAAUCUGGAGCUAUUCAUUUCGCUCUUUGGCGCUCUGUGCUUAUCGGCUCUGGGACUGGCUUUUCCAGCUCUGAUUCAGAUCUGCACACAUUGGUACCAGACCACUGGUAUCAGCAAGGGCUGGCUGCUUUUGAGCAACUUUGUGCUGAUUAUUGUUGGCAUUCUCGGCCUGGUAAUUGGCACGUAUACCUCCCUCAAGGAAAUUGUCCUCACAUUUACAGAGUAAUUUGUUAUUUUUUUACAAUUGUUUUUUUUUUUCUUUCCUUUUUGCCACGC